Molecule: messenger RNA, 342 nt
Organism: Spodoptera exigua (beet armyworm)
Lineage: Eukaryota; Metazoa; Arthropoda; Insecta; Lepidoptera; Noctuidae
Source: the annotation of a GenBank genome assembly
AUGCUUGCAAAGAAGGAGGCGGACCGCGUGAGGAACUCUCCUCUUCCUCACGUCUCAGCCGCCGCAGUGGGCGACACUCCAGGUGUCGGAGAUCAAGAGAUGAUCUCCGGCCACCGUAAGUACGGGUCUGCGGAAGGCGAGUUAGGGUACCUCACCGCCCGACCAAAACCAAACCGGAACGUACGGCGCGUAGCUUUCUGCGUCCGCUUCAAAGAGCCAAUAUACCACCACAGACGGGGCCCCACAGAGCUGAUGUUCAGCCGAGAUUGCGAGGUAAGCGCAAUGUGGCACCGCGGCCUCGGCUCAAAACAGGAGAAGGAACGGGGGUUUUUUAGUCAGUAA